Molecule: messenger RNA, 2457 nt
Organism: Thermothelomyces thermophilus ATCC 42464
Lineage: Eukaryota; Fungi; Ascomycota; Sordariomycetes; Sordariales; Chaetomiaceae
Exons: 2
Coding region: 108-2336 (742 amino acids)
Biological process (GO): transmembrane transport
Cellular component (GO): plasma membrane
Molecular function (GO): transmembrane transporter activity
Source: RefSeq, a predicted model, not a curated record
UCCCAGCUUUCCCCCUCAUACUUCCACCGCUGCGUGACGGUCAUAUCCAGUAGUGUGUGUGUGAAGAUAAGCACCCUCGAAAGGGGGGGUGAUAGGAAUCUGCCGAGAUGUUCUCCGAAUAUGCCUCCAGAUUCCUCGCACAAUCACAGUCACGGCUUUCCACCUUUGCCGGGCAAGAUAAUGGGGACGGGGCGCUACGACCGACAGAUUGGCAUGGUAGAGCGUCACGCCCGGGGGGGCGUGGGUUUUUGGGGAGGGGUGGCGGGAACCCCUACCACCCAAGUGGCUCGCGGUUUGGGAACUUCGGCGGUUUCGGAUCUCGUUAUGCGACCAACGACGCACCGUUAUUCCAAGCGACCCUCGAACACGACGAAGAGGACGAGGAGGAGGCGGCUGAUCUGUUCGCGCUGCAGCGAUCUCGGCGCGUCUUUGCGGCCGGCCGACUCGAGGAUAGUACAGAAACAGACAACGAUGAGAGCCGUGGAUCCUUGGAGCAGAGUCAGGACGAAGGGACGUCUGCCGUAGGGGAACGGAUUCGGGGUAUUAAGAGUAGUUGGAAUGGCCCAAAGAGCUCCUUUCGCCAGACGUCAGGCAAAGAGGCGGUCAAGAACCACAAGGGAUCACAUCAGCGUACACUGGCGGAAAGUGUUGAUGCUAAGGGCAUGGAGAAUGUCGCCCUCGAGUCGACAAUCGCCGAGAGCGAACCGCCCGAGGACCUGUUGAUGGAACCGGGGGCGGAUAACGAUCCGCCAGCCUUUCAAAGAUUCCAGUCGACUGCUACCCCAACGCGGCAACUGCUCCGAAGAGACUCGUCUGCUGACUCGGAACUCGGCCUUCGCCGUCCCCGAAGCUCGCUAGACACGAACGUGAACGGCACCCCAGCGUCACAUGAUCCUGAAACCGAGAUAUUCAAGCACGAUGCUUUCUUCGCAUGGCUCUACCUCAUCGCCCAAGCAUCACUAUUCUCAACGUUCGUCCUGGUCAUGCUGCACACGGACCGGGAGGACAAGCCGCUUGGGGACACCAUCUAUACUACGCUGCGGGCCUCCUUCCACCUCCUGGCCGUUGAUACCCUGGUGUCCAUCAUCGUCUCCCUUGUCUGGCUCGCAGCGCUGCGGUCGUUUGUGAAACCGCUGGUGACACUGGUGCUGGUUGCGGUACCAGUGAUUCUGAUAUCGUUUUCGCUGUACCCCUUCAUCUCCAGCUACCAGUCGACCAGUGGCAGCACGCGGCUGCAAGAUACCAUGAUGCGGUGGGCGGCCAGUGUCCCUGCCGUCUCUGCGGUAGUUUGGCUGUACUUGGUGUACAAGGGGCGGCACGCGCUCCAGUCAGCAGUUGGCAUUCUGGAGUUUUCAAGCCGGAUCUUGGCGGCUAACUCGGCCCUUGUGCUGGUCGGCCUGGCAUGCCUGGCUGUGGUGGUGGUUUGGACCUGGAUCUGGCUGCUCAUGUUCACCCGGGUUUUCCUGGGUGGCAGCUUUUCGAGCAAACUUGCUAGGUUCGUCAUCAGCGCUUCGAGCUGGUGGCUCGGGGUGUACUUUUUCCUCAUGUAUAUCUGGACUUUGUCCAUCAUCUCUGGCGUCCAGCGGAGCACCACAGCAGCGACCGUCUCCCAGUGGUACUUCCAUCGCAACGCGGUACCGGCCCCGUCCUCCCGGGAAGUUGUCGCAGCUGCCCUGGGGCACUCAUUGACGACCAUUUUUGGAAGUAUCAGUUUGUCGACUCUGCUGGCCCUGGCUGUUCGCCUUCCGCUGCUGUUGCUACCCCAGCGGUUGGCUAACAUCCUCAGCAUGUUCGCCUACUCGUUCGUUCCGGCGCCGAUUGCCGCCCUGACGAACCCGUUGACCUUGACAUAUGCGGCCAUUCACUCGCAGACGCUGGCCAUGUCGUCCAGGGGCCUGAACCAGAUGGAUUUCCUUUCGCCGCAGCGACCGACCACCACGCUAACGCCGGCAGCGCUCCCCAAGGGCAACAGAUACUCGCCGUUGCUGCCUUAUCGGCUCGCCAAGCUCAUCUUGCAUGCGACUAGGUUUAUCAUGGCCAUUGCUUUGGGCUUCGCGGGCUGGGUUAUGACGGCGAGGCAGCUCAAGAUUGAGCAACCGAGCGGGCUCGGCCUGCGAGGCAGCGCCUAUGCGUAUGUGGUUGGCUUGGUUGCCAGCUUCAUUGGCUGGGGCAUCCUCGGAGCAAUGGAAGGCAUCCUGAGCGGCAUUGUGGACGCCGUCGUCAUCUGCUACGGCAGCGAGAAGCGCAUGGCCACAGGUGCCGGAGCUUACUGCAUGGAGGCGGCAUACCUCUUUGGGGAUCGGAGGAUGGAACACCAGAGGAAUGAUGUCUAUUGAUCUUCUCACAGCGCGGCGUUAUCGGGGUAGAUGUUUACUGGGAUGGGAAAUGGACGGAGUUGCACAUGGUCUGGGCACUGGUCGAAGCCUGCAGCAUCCGGAUGGAAAUUGCUAGAUAAGA